AUGACGGCCAAAGCAAAAAGUCUCGGAUCCCUUCAACUCAUUUGGUGUGGUGCACUGCUUGCCAUUGUCGUUGCAGUGGCUGCAGUACAGCGUCGUGAGUCAAUCCUGUCUUCCGUGUUCUGGAUCAUUCCAUGUGCUGCUAUCUGUGCGUAUUUUUUCUGGGGCACCUCUACCAAGAAAAAGAGCCCACAUACACUCCUGAAGCUUGGCAACGUCCCUGAUCUGCCAGAAAACUAUGUUCACAGGGAAGACAUCGAGGCCUCGGUCCUGUCUUCCCUGACAGAACAGCUUCCAAACGAUCUGCAUCCCUUUGUUGUCAUCGAGGGCAUCGGAGGCUUGGGCAAGAGCACCACAGCAGUCGCCGUUGUCAGUACUGAAGCGAUCGCCGAUCGAUUCCCAGAUUCCAUACUAUGGUCACGCUUAUGUACCUGCGGCGAGCUUGGGGUGGAGCGGUUGUUGUGGCUUAAAGAGCUUCGGGGGCAGCUGGCGAGGCAGUUAAGCAAGCAAGCUGACAGCACGACUGUGGAGGGUUCCUUCUUUGGCGCUGAGUCUGAGGAUGACAUGGUCACCCGCAUCAACUACCUGCUGCUGGGGAAGAAGGUGCUGCUUGUCCUGGACGACGUCCGGUGCAGGGACGUGGUGAAUGUUUCAUUGAGAUUGAACUGCGCUGUUCUGGCAACCACCAACCACAGGACCAUCACCCCCCAUGGACCACGGUGCAAGAUCCUUAGCCUCCGGGCACUUGAAUAUGCUGAGGCACACAGUCUGCUGGCACGACACGUUGGUGCCGACCUGGUCCAUCCUGAGCUGGGGGAUGUUGUCAGGAGCUGCAAUGGCCAUCCAAUGGCGUUGGCGGCUGCGGGGGUGCUUUGGAAGAAGGCUCUUUCCCACGAUUCUGACGUGGUGAAGACAGCAGAGCAGAUGGUGCACAGCUUUCAGCAAGUCGGCGGCAGCAUCAAUGUCUGUGUUCCCUUCGGGAACAUGUUGCAGCCCAGUGAGAAAUGCAUGCAGUCAGCGGUUGUGAGGAGCAUAGAGCUACUGUUUGAGGGAUUGUACACAGACGAGAAGGCAAGCUACAUCAUGCUUGCUGUGCUGCCGUUUGAGCAUUAUGCACCAAGAGAAAUGCUGCAGUCUUUGUGGGGCAUGUCCAAGUCGGAUGCCAGUAAACUGUUGCACAAGCUUGAAGAUGCUUACCUCAUUCAGCGUUAUGUCAGCAAAAGCCAUGGGAAGACGUGGUGGGGCAUUCAUGAUGUGCACCUUGCCUAUGUGAAAGACUAUGUGAAGUCGGUUGAUGCAGUCGAGUCCUUGCAACUUGCCAAAAGGAGGCAGAGAGACUUCCUGUCACAGCUGCAAACUUUUGACAAUCUGGCGUCCACGUUGGGUGAACGAGAGCUACUCUCCUUUUGGUACGAAUUCACCUCCCUCCCUGACAUCUCCAAAGCCUACAUGGACGUCGUUGACAGGGGACGGAAUUCUUCCUUUGGCGGGCUUGGAGAUCUUGAGACCCAGCUCUCCAUGCUGCUGGAUGAUGUGCCACUCACACCUGGCCAGAAGCAAUGCAGUCCAGUGCACUCCCCUGCCACCAGCAAUGCCAACAUGAGUGUGGUAAUUCAGCUGGCAAGCUUGUUGUACGUGAUGAACGAGCUCCAGCCGGCUAAAACCCUCCUCCUAGGCAUCCUGCUGACACUGAGGGCCUCAAGGCGGAGCGACAGCUUGAGGGUUGUAGUGUGGCAUGGGUUAGGUCGCGUACUGGAGGCCGAGGAUGACCUGAUGGGCGCUGAGCGCUGCUACCGCAAGGCCCUGCAGAUAUCUAAGGAGAUGCAUCAGGAGGGUGAUGCGCAGUUGGGACUGCUCAUGAACAGCCUUGCUGUUGCCUUGCAGCACCAGGGCCAGUUUAAGGAGGCGGAGACGAUGCACAGGGGCUGCCUCACCAUGCGGGAUGCUGCGUUGCCCAAGGGCCACCCAGAUGUCAAGCAGUCCUUGAGUAACUUGGUGCUGGUGCUCCAACAAGAGUACAGAUAUCCGGAUGCGGAGGAGUGCCUCCGGAUUGCCUUGGACUUGGACAGGAAGGUGCUGGGUGAGGGUCACCCAGACGUGGCUGCCUCGCUGAAUGCCCUGGCGCUCGUCCUGCAGCAGCAAGGCAAGUUUAGCGAUGCAGAGCAGCUGCACAGGCAAGCCCUAGAGCUGGACAAGCGCAUAUUGGGACGGGAGCACCCUGACGUGGCCAGCUCCCUCAACAAUCUGGCCCUUGUGCUGCAGCGGCAGAGAAAGUUUAAGGAGGCGGAGCAGCUGCACAGGGAGGCACUGUACAUUUACACCAGAGUUCUUGGGAAGAUGCACCCAGAUGUUGCAAGCUCUCUCAACAACCUUGCACUGGUGCUGACAGAGGAGGACAAGCUGGAGGAUGCUGAGGCACUGCACCGUGAGGCUCUGGACAUUCGUAUGUCUGUGUUGGGCAAGGAGCAUCAGGAUGUUGCCAGGUCACUGUACAACCUGGCACUGGUUUUGAACAUGCAGGGGAAGUCUGCAGAGGCAGAUGUGCUGUACCGGCAGGCUCUGGGCAUCCAGAGGGCCAUUCUGGGGGAGGCCCAUCCCGAUGUUGCACAGUCCCUGAAUAACCUGGGAGGAGUGCUGCAGUCCCAGGGGGAGCUAGGGGAGGCUGAGGCCCUCCAUUACGAGGCUUUGAGCAUAAGGAGCAAGGUGCUGGGGAACGAUCACCCCCAUGUGGCCCAGUCGUUGAACAACCUUGCUGGGGUGCUGGAGGCUCAGGGCAGGUUGGGGGAGGCGGAGGCCCUGCACCGGCAGGCCCUGGAGAUCCGGAAGGAUGCCCUGGGGAGGGGCCACCUGGAAGUCGCAAGCUCGAUGAACAACUUGGGGAACGUGUUGGGCGCCCAGAGGAAGUUCAUGGAGGCAGAGGAGUGCCACCAGGCGGCCCUGGACAUAAGGAGGAAGUCGCUGGGGGAGGAGCACCCAGACACAGCCAGGUCUUUCAACAAUCUGGCGGGCAUACUCGAGGCCAGGGGCCACUUCAAGGAUGCCGAGGGGCUGUAUCGAGAGUCUGUCAAUGUGCUGCGGGCCACCCUGGGCAAGCACCACCCGGACGUUGCCAAGUCGCUGAUAAACCUGGCCAUUGUGCUGGGCGAGCAGGGCAAGGCCGACGAGAAGGAGUCCCGCCUUAGGGAAGCCCUGGAGAUUCGGAAGAAGCUGUUGGGUGAGAGGCAUCCCGAUGUGGCAAGCGUGUUGGGCCUGCUGGGGAAGACGCUGGGUGCUAAGGGAAUGCUGGAUGAGGAGUUUUCGCUUCAUGAGGAGGCACUGGAUAUAUGCAGGCAGGCCUAUGGGGAAUACCACCCAGAAGUUGCACACUCCUUGAACAAUUUGGCAGUAGUGGCGCUGCAGCAGGGGCAGCUGGAGGAGGCAGCAAAGCUGCACAGGGCUGCCCUGAACGUCCGAAAGAGGGUGCUGGGCGAGGUGCACCCUGACGUCGCCAGCUCCAUGAACAACCUGGCCAUCGUCCUGCAGCAGCAAGGCUUGAUCGAAGAGUCGGAGGGGUUGCAUCGCCAGGCUGUGGAUCUGGAGAGGCAGGCCAUGGGCAACGACCACCCUGAUGUUGCCAGCUCGCUCAACAACCUGGCCAAUGUGCUGGGCGCCCAGGGGAAGUUCAAGGAAGAAGAGGAGUUGCACCGUGAGGCGUUGGAAAUUCGCAGGAAAGUAUUGGGGAAGAUGCACCCAGACGUGGCAAGUUCGCUGAACAACCUGGCGUCUGUGUGCCACCUGCUGGGCAACUACAAGGAUGCAGAGAAGUUCCACCAAGAGGCGCUGGGCAUAAGGCGGGAAGUGUUUGGGUCUGAACAUGCAGACGUUGCCAAUUCGCUCAAUAAUUUGGCUAAGGCUUGCAGGGCUCAGGACAAGCUGGUCUCAGCAGAGGAGUACCACCGGGAAGCGCUUGACAUACGAAAGAAGCUGUAUGGUGAGGCACAUGUGGACGUGGCGAGUUCCCUCAAUAAUUUGGGGCUGGUAGCAGAGGAGGCAGGGAGGCUGGAAGAGGCAAGAGCCUUGCUGAGGCAGGCGUCUGGGAUUGCGAAAAAGGUGCUGGGGAAAAACAACCCAACCGUCGUUGCCAUCGAGAAGAAUUUGGACAUGGCCAUGAAGGCCAAGCGAAUUAGGCAUAAGAGGCAACACUAA
This is a messenger RNA of Ostreobium quekettii, 4182 nucleotides long. NCBI's taxonomy places the organism in Eukaryota, Viridiplantae, Chlorophyta, Ulvophyceae, Bryopsidales, Ostreobiaceae. The record is from the annotation of a GenBank genome assembly.